AUGCUGAAAUUUAAGUGGAUUGCAGUUUUACUCUACACCUUCAGUUGGAUCUCUUCCAUAGUCACACAGUUUUAUGCUGUGGAGGUUCAGGCUGGUGAAGAAGUCACACUGGAGUGCUCCAACUUUAGCAGACAUCCUGGUCACAUAUCCUGGUUCAAAAUGACCAACAGACCCAACGCUAGCAGGAUCUCGUCUAUGGUCAGUGCUGAAAGAAAUGCUUCUCUCCAAGAUGGUCUUCAAGCUGACAAAUUUAACAUGACGUCCAACACCUCUGUGCUGUUUCUAAUGAUCAAACACCUGGAUUUAUCUGACUCUGGCUUGUAUUUCUGUGGAGAGUACAAAGAUGAAAAGACGGUAAUUUCAAGUGGAACAUAUUUAAAGGUGCAAGAUGUGUUUGAUGGAUUAACAAAUGUGAUGCCGGUGAUGCUGGGCAGUUUAAUUGUUCUCCUUCUACUGGUCAUCAUUGGUCUGGCUGUCCAAAUUAGGAAAUUUCAUUCAGCUCAAGAUGAUGGACAGAAUCCACAACAGAGUGAGAAUGUGGAUACUGAUGACAUGAACUAUGCAGCACUGAAUUUCCAUCCCAAAGCUAAAAUCAGAAGGCCUGUACCACAGAGUGAGCUGGACACAAAUGUGGUGUAUGCUUCUACAAAACACUUGAAAAACAACAGGAACAUCAGCAAAGAGUGA
This is a messenger RNA of Pelmatolapia mariae (spotted tilapia), 687 nucleotides long. RefSeq lists its product as uncharacterized. The transcript is spliced from 5 exons. Gene Ontology annotation, biological process: response to bacterium. Bases 1 to 687 code for a protein of 228 amino acids. Lineage: Eukaryota; Metazoa; Chordata; Actinopteri; Cichliformes; Cichlidae. The record is from RefSeq and is a predicted model, not a curated record.